Molecule: messenger RNA, 958 nt
Organism: Owenia fusiformis
Lineage: Eukaryota; Metazoa; Annelida; Polychaeta; Sabellida; Oweniidae
Source: the annotation of a GenBank genome assembly
CAGUGAUCAACAACUCCCAGGUGGAAUGGGCAGAUGGCUAUGGUUAUGCCCAAGACGGUGUACCUUCUACCGCGGACACUGUAUACCAGGCAGGGACUCUGAGUAGCUUGCUGACGUCACUGGCUACGUUGAAGUACGUAGAAAAUGGGACCUUGGAUCUAGAGAAGAACAUCAACGAAUACCUGACAUCUUGGAAGAUUGAGUACGAAGGAGUGCAAGACGAUCGCGUAAAACUGAAACAUCUGUUAAGUCACAGUGGAGCAGUUGAAGUUGAAGAGUUUGAAGGUUAUGCCCAAGGCGCUCCCAUUCCGACCCUUCUUCAAACUCUAAACGGCGAAGUACCAGCUAACAACGUGAAGGUGGAACUGAUAGAAGACCUCCUCGAUGUGUUAGGAAACGGUCCUUUAACUCCUGGUGAACAAGAAGAUUAUUCGUCUGGGGGAUUCGCUGCAUUACAGCAACUACUGGAAGAUGUUACAGGACUACCGUAUAGUACAAUUGUACAGGAUAUGGUUCUGGACAAAGUGAAUAUGUCAUCUAGUAGUUUUGCACUAAGGGACUACAGUGACACUAAUGACGUAGCAUUCGGCCAUCGUUGCAACAGUUCUAAGGAAACUUCUGUGCCAGGUAACUGGAACCGUUUCCCAGAAUCAGCUGCCCAAGGUUUAUGGUCAAAUGUAGCUGACUUGGCUAAACUUGUCAUUAAUAUUGCUAAAGGUCAGAGUGGAGACCCAAAUUCGAUAUUAAAUGCUGAAUCUACGUCAAAUAUGCUUACAUUACAAUUACCGUCAGUAGAGGGCGCACGGUUUGGUUUGGGAACAGAAAUAGGGGACGGACGGGAGUCUAGUAAAUGGUUUUACAAUACUGGCUACAGUGAGGGUUAUUGUAGCGAGAUCAUUGGUAAUACAGAUGGUAGAGGUCUAGUGAUGAUGUCUAAUCUAGGGUGUAGUCGGGGACA